Messenger RNA from Vitis vinifera (wine grape), 1945 nucleotides. Its product is annotated as WD-40 repeat-containing protein MSI4. Gene Ontology annotation, cellular component: nucleus. The record is from RefSeq and is a predicted model, not a curated record. NCBI's taxonomy places the organism in Eukaryota, Viridiplantae, Streptophyta, Magnoliopsida, Vitales, Vitaceae. The transcript has 15 exons. Bases 234 to 1760 code for a protein of 508 amino acids. Gene Ontology annotation, biological process: regulation of gene expression. Gene Ontology annotation, molecular function: histone binding.
AAAAUCGGAAAUUCGCCAAAACCCAAAACCCUCCGGAUGUCUCUGGUAGGGCCACAGAAGCGACAAACACAAACCCACGCGCAGUGACGCCCAUCUAUUCAAAGGCAGAGAUCUCAGUGACGCGUGGUGGGCACCGUCUUAAAGAGAGCGUGAAGCACUAUUUUUGUCCACAGUCGGAUCGCUACAGUUCCGGUUCCGGUCGUGAAGUGUAGUUAAAGCUGUGAAGAGCUUCAAUGGAGUCUCAGACGGUGAAAAAGAAGAGAGGAAGGAAGCCUAAGGUCAGGGACUACUACGAAGGCGCCGCAGGAGGGAAGCGCGGCGGCGGAGCCGGAGAGGGAGACGGAGGCGGAAUGAGGGAGAGGGCAAAGUCCGGCCAGCAGCAGCCUGUCGACGACAGCUACAGCCGGUGGAAGAACGUUGUUCCGGUCAUCUACGACUGGCUCGCUAAUCAUAACCUCGUUUGGCCUUCGCUGUCUUGCCGGUGGGGUCCUCAGUUCGAACAUGGUAAUCAUAAGAAUCGACAGCGCCUCUAUCUCUCUGAACAGACUGAUGGUACUGUUCCCAAUACUCUGGUGAUUGCAAACUGUGAAAUUGUCAAACCAAGGGUAGCAGCUGCAGAAUACAUAUCAGCGUUCAAUGAAGAAGCACGUUCACCCUUUGUUAAGAAGCAUAAGACCAUCCUUCAUCCUGGAGAGGUUAACAGAAUCCGGGAACUCCCACAAAGCAAUCGGAUAGUAGCCACCCAUACCGACUGUCCUGAGGUUUUCAUUUGGGACAUUGAAGCUCAACCAAAUCGCCAUGCUGUCCUUGGUGCUGCAGUUUCUCGCCCAGAUUUGAUAUUGACUGGACAUCAAGAUAAUGCAGAAUUUGCACUAGCGAUGUGUCCUGCUGAACCCUUUGUGCUUUCUGGAGGGAAGGACAAGUCCGUAGUUUUGUGGAGUAUUCAAGACCAUAUAUCAACAUUGGCCACUGACUCAGAAACCACUAAACCUCCUGGAUCUGGUGGAUCAAUCAUCAAAUCUAACUCUAACCCCAGUGAGGGUAACGAUAAGCCUGCUGAUAGUCCAUCUAUUGGACCUCGAGGGAUAUUCCAUGGGCAUGAGGAUACAGUUGAAGAUGUGCAGUUCUGUCCUUCCAGUGCACAGGAGUUUUGUAGCGUAGGUGAUGACUCUUGCCUCAUAUUAUGGGACGCACGAGUUGGUUUCAGCCCAGUUGUUAAGGUUGAAAAAGCACAUAAUGCUGAUCUUCAUUGUGUUGAUUGGAAUCCUCAUGACCAGAAUCUUAUCCUAACUGGGUCAGCAGAUAAUUCUGUUUGCAUGUUCGAUCGCCGAAAUCUCACCUCCGGCGGAGUUGGCUCACCAAUCCAUAAAUUUGAGGAUCACAAAGCUGCUGUCCUUUGUGUGCAGUGGUGCCCAGAUAAAUCAUCUGUAUUUGGGAGUUCUGCUGAGGAUGGUUUAUUGAACAUUUGGGAUCAUCAAUUGGUGGGUAAAAAGAAAGAGGGUGGGCCAAGAACACCAACUUCUGCUUCAGGCUUGUUUUUCAAACAUGCUGGUCACAGGGAUAAAGUUGUUGACUUUCAUUGGAAUGCAUCCGAUCCCUGGACUGUUGUUAGUGUAUCUGAUGACUGUGAUGUUAGCGGUGGGGGUGGAACGUUGCAGAUAUGGCGCAUGAGCGAUAUGAUAUACAGGGACGAAGAUGCGGUGUUGGCUGAGCUCAGGAACUUCAAAUCUCAUGUAGCUGAAUGCCCUUCAUGGCAGUAGGAGAAUCAAAAAGCUAUGCAUGACAUGCUUUGCCAAGUCAGUGAUAAAGACUUUGGAAGACUAAAUUUCUCCAUGUCAAUUAAGCUGUUUCUGUGUAUGCUUUAUGUAAGAUGAUGUUUUAGGAGAUUUAAACCCAUGCAAUUUGGAUGUUUAAAAUUCAAUCUGACCUCCUAUGAAUUCUUCCA